CAGAGAGCGCAGGACGAACACCGUCUGCCGGUAAUGUUUGUGAAGAAGAAGAAGCUGCGCACGGAAGAAGAGUUUUCCGGUGUCCUUGUGUGAGAGAGUGGACUAUAGACGGACCACAAAGAUGUUUAAAAACGUCAUUGCGCUCCAGCAGGUGGCGCGGCGGACCAUCUACAGCUCUGCCCGGCGGCAGGUGGACAACAAAGUUCCCCUGAAACAAAAAGCGUUUCAGGAGGAUAAUGGGAUGCCAGUUCAUCUAAAAGGAGGCAGCGCCGACGCUCUGCUGUACAGAACAACGAUGGCACUCACCGUCCUGGGAGCUGGAUAUGUGGUGUAUGAGCUGGUGAAAGCAGCGUUCCCUCAGAAGAAAGACUAACUCCUCCACCUCUGUUUACCUCCACUUUUACAAACCGGUCUAUAUUGUAUAGAAAGAUAUUCCUCCGUCCAUGUCGGGGCGAGUGUUACCUGUCAUGGUGCGAUAUUGUUUCAUGUUCAUGGGAUCAAUAUUUAUUUCUUGUAUUCUUUCUCUGAUGACCUGAGGAUCAAUAAUAAAAACAAAACAAAAUGCCUCUCAUGGCCAAACACCCUG
This is a messenger RNA of Acanthochromis polyacanthus (spiny chromis), 586 nucleotides long. Its product is annotated as cytochrome c oxidase subunit 7A2, mitochondrial. Gene Ontology annotation, biological process: mitochondrial electron transport, cytochrome c to oxygen; regulation of oxidative phosphorylation; mitochondrial respirasome assembly. The transcript is spliced from 4 exons. Bases 122 to 373 code for a protein of 83 amino acids. NCBI's taxonomy places the organism in Eukaryota, Metazoa, Chordata, Actinopteri, Pomacentridae. The record is from RefSeq and is a predicted model, not a curated record.